AUGUCAGACCUGAUUGAGCUUCAACGCAACUACGUUUUAUCGUUCAUCAAUGAAAUUCAGACGGAGCAUAACUUAAAGUUCCUGAUCAUUGAUGAUACGGUUGAUGCAUUGUUGGAUACCCUUUUUGCAGAUAGAAGUACGCUAUUACGUGUGGUGACCGCUGUGGACAAAAUUGAUUCGCCCAAAAGAAAAGGUCAACCUUCCGUAGAAGCGAUAUAUCUACUGGAACCCACGAAGUUCAACAUAAAUUGUAUGGAUGCAGACUUUAGCAAUAGACCAGCAAAAUACAAGAGGGCACAUGUCAGGUUUUUGCCAGGAUUCAGCGAUCAUCUGGUGAGGUUUUACGAUUCUAAAAGAUACCUUCCUCAGUAUAUUGGGACUUUAGCACAAGUACAAUGUUCUUUUCAGCCCAAGGAAUCGAUAUUUUUCCAAACAAUAGGCAUUGAUCAGCCAUUACAAGUGUUUUAUAAUAGAGCAUGCACGGAUUUGGUAGAAAGAAGUAUUGCAAAGACGGUUAAUGCGUUACUGAAUCUUUGCAUUGUCACGGGAGAAUACCCUACGGUGCGCUAUUCGCAACCGUCUCCAGAAGUAUUUGCCACGAGCCCUUCCACAAUGCUCGCAAAAAAACUGGCCUUCGAGUUCCAAGAGGCGAUCGACGAUUAUGCCAGAAAAGACGAAAGUUUCCCUCCACCUUCACCGAGACCUCGUGCAGUACUAGUCAUAACCGAGCGUUCUGUGGAUCCAUUUUCGCUUUUCCUACACGACUUCUCGUACCAAGCAAUGGCGUAUGACCUGGUUCCGGAGGUAGAUACUAAAACAGACGUUUACCACUACUUCGCCGAGAAUGAAAAGGGCGAAAAAGAAGAGAAAUUUGCAAAACUUCGUGAGCUUGAUGACCCUGAGUGGGUGGAGCUAAGACAUCAACACAUCAUGGAUGCAACAGAAUACCUCAACGCAAAAGUUAAUGAGCUUAUUGCCAAAAAUCCUUUGUUAGUUGAUCGCGCCAAUGUAAAAACCACAACCGAUCUGCUUAGUGUCGUGGCCCAUCUCAAAGACUUUGAUGAGGAUAGAAGACGUAUCACAUUACACAGGACAUUGAUCGAUCAGUGUCUGAACGUCAACGAAGAGAGGAGGUUAGCGGAGCUUGCUGAUUUUGAACAAGCAAUGGCCGGGCUGGGAUUGGACGCGGAAGGCCAUAAAUUCAAGGCGCCCGCUGAGGCUCUUCUCGAAAAUCUUUUGAGUAAAACUGCCAACAUAACUGACAAAAUCCGCUUCAUUCUCGUAUAUGCUCUUUACCGAGGAGGACUUAUCGAAGAAGAUUUUAUAAAGCUUUUGUCCUUUAUAGGCAUCACAUCCGGCCAUUCAUUCUACAAGCAUUUCAUGACACUGUUUGUCAACUUCCAGUUUCUCGGUUUCAAGCUGGUAAAAGAAAAAGCUGCGGAUAAACCUUACAAGAAGGAAUGGUUACAUGAGACCAUUCUCAAUGAUCCUAAUACUUACAAUACGUCGCGUUUCAUCAACGUGGUGAGCAACAACUUGUCAAAGGUAAUAACGAACCAACUGUUACUGAGUGAAAGUGCAUUCCCUUACGUGAAAGAUAAACCUAUCGAAGUUCUAGAAGAGGAUACGGUCGAUGAUGGCACAUACAGUUAUUCCUCAACCUCUCUAAGGAAUCCUCGGCACAAAGCUUCGUGGACAAGGAAAAACUCUCAAAAUCGAGCACCAAGGCAGAGGUUUUUCUACUAUAGUAUAGGUGGAUUGACCCAUGCCGAAUUAAGAUCCGCCUAUCUUCAAUCUCAACUAAAGAAUAAAGACGUUUUCAUAGGUAGCGAUACCGUACUUUCACCUCUUGACGUGAUGCAGAGCAUCGAAAAGUUGAGCGAACCCAGAGAAUAUCUCAAUUUAAACUUUGAUCGAAAGGAAAAUGAGACUGCUCCUAGUUUUCUAUUUGAUAGAGCCAUUGCACCACCAGUGGCUACCCAGCAUCUCCACAAAGCCUCAAACCAGCGAUCCACCGCGGAUGCUAAGCCUGUGAUGCCGGCGCCUCCUCCACAAGAGAAAAAACGUUCAAAACUUUCAAAGUUCUUGCGGUCGAAGUAG
This is a messenger RNA of Lachancea lanzarotensis, 2100 nucleotides long. It is a transcript of the gene SEC1, whose product is annotated as LALA0S03e02036g1_1. Gene Ontology annotation, molecular function: syntaxin binding. Gene Ontology annotation, biological process: intracellular protein transport; vesicle-mediated transport. Bases 1 to 2100 code for a protein of 699 amino acids. Lineage: Eukaryota; Fungi; Ascomycota; Saccharomycetes; Saccharomycetales; Saccharomycetaceae. The record is from RefSeq and is a predicted model, not a curated record. The transcript has 2 exons. Gene Ontology annotation, cellular component: plasma membrane; secretory granule.